AUUCCUUUCUUGUUCAAUGAUAUGUUUUAAUUAGGUGGAAUCUCGCGUACUUAAAGCAAUUCGUGCCUGGGAUCGAUUUCCUGCUGACAAAGAAGCUUUAUUGAAAAUUGAAGCCGACUUUCAGAAGGAUCUAGGUUUUGAUUCGUUAGAUCAGGUGGAGAUAAUGAUGGCGAUUGAAGACGAGUUUGGCUUUGAAAUUCCAAUAGAGGAUUCUGAAAAGUUGAAGAACGCUCGUGAUGUUUUUAAGUACAUCUGUGAACGCGAAGAUGUCUACGAAUAG
This is a messenger RNA of Angiostrongylus costaricensis, 280 nucleotides long. Lineage: Eukaryota; Metazoa; Nematoda; Chromadorea; Rhabditida; Metastrongylidae. The record is from the annotation of a GenBank genome assembly.